Molecule: messenger RNA, 1817 nt
Organism: Gossypium raimondii (Peruvian cotton)
Lineage: Eukaryota; Viridiplantae; Streptophyta; Magnoliopsida; Malvales; Malvaceae
Product: protein trichome birefringence-like 23
Exons: 3
Coding region: 239-1534 (431 amino acids)
Cellular component (GO): Golgi apparatus
Molecular function (GO): O-acetyltransferase activity
Source: RefSeq, a predicted model, not a curated record
CCUGCCACAAUUACAAAUACUAAUAUAAUAGUAUUACUCAAGAACUGAAGAAAAAAGCCUUAUCCAUUUGUUCUUACUGUAAAAAAACCAUGUAAAAAGUGAAAGAAUCCAAUGUUGGUUUUUGGAAUUCCCGAUUCAAUUGUUUCUAUUUUCACGAAGUACCCAGAUUUACAGAAACAUCCAAUAAAGUGCCUAGCCAUUUGAAUUUUGUGAAACAAAACCAAGGCCAAGGAGGAAAAUGAGAGUGAACUGGAUUUCAUUCUCUACGAACAAACAUCAUCACAUAAUAGUAAAGCUUGCGGUUGUUGUUCUCUUAUUGGGUCUUGCUUUUAGGCUCUUCGUCGCUCAUUAUAAAGGAUUUGCAUCUGAUUUAGAAUCGCCUGUGUCAGAGAAAGUGCAAGUUCGAGCUCCGUACGUGGAACCUCCUGUCCUUGUUGGAAUAUCUGAAAAUGAGGAUCACAUACAUCUUGAUGUUAUUACAGAAAAGUGUGAUCUCUUUAAAGGGGAUUGGAUUCCCAAUCCCUCGGGCCCGUCAUACACAAAUGAGAGCUGCCCUUGGAUAGAAAACCAUCAGAAUUGUAUGAAGAAUGGCCGCCCUGAUUUUGGAUAUCUAUACUGGAAAUGGAAACCACAUGAUUGUCAAUUACCUCGUUUUAAUGCAGAGAGAUUUCUGGAGUUGAUGAGAAAUAAAGCAUGGGCCUUGAUUGGUGACUCCAUAUCUCGCAACCACGCACAGUCAUUGCUGUGUAUGCUCUCAACAGUUGAACAACCUGUUCAAAUUCACCAGGAUGUGGAUUCCAAAUCAAAGAGAUGGCAUUUCCAAUCAUACAAUUUAACAAUAUCAAAUAUUUGGUCUCCUUUUCUUGUAAAGGCUGCUACUUUUGAAGAUAUUAACGGUGUUUCUACUGCUGAAGUUCAACUGCAUCUGGACAAACUUGAUAAGAAAUGGCUAGAUAUUUACCCGAGCUUAGAUUACAUGAUAAUCUCUACCGGAAAAUGGUUUCUCAAGGCUGCAGUCUAUCAUGAGAAUGAUGUCAUUGUUGGUUGCCAUCUAUGUCCAGGAAAAAACCUGAUAGAAUUAGGAUUUGAAUAUGCUUACAAAAAAACCCUCCACCAUGUCAUGGACUUCAUUAAAACAUCAAAGCAUAAGGGGUUGAUCUUUUUUAGGACGUCCACGCCAGAUCACUUUAAGAAUGGGGAAUGGCAUAAUGGUGGGACUUGUCCUAAGACAAUACCAGCUAAAGAAGGAGAGGUUAAAAUAAAGGACUUGAAUAGAAUUCUACGAAAUAUUGAAUUAGAAGAGUUUGAGAAGGCAUCCGCAAAAGUAGCCAAUAAUGAAUUGAAUCUCAAGCUUCUCGACUUCACAAAUCUCUUAUUAUCGAGGCCAGAUGGACAUCCAGGUCCAUAUCGACAGUUCCAACCGUAUUCAAAGAACAAAACAGCAGUCGUUCAGAACGAUUGUUUACAUUGGUGUAUACCUGGACCAAUAGACUUCUGGAAUGAUGUGAUUAUGGAGAUAGUGGCUAAUGGUUAAUCAAAAGAGUUUUUCGCCUAGUUCAUUUCGGAUGUUGGUUUGUGUCGGAAAUUUUCAGGGUUGCGAGACUGAGGUGAGUCUUCUUUUGGCUCCUAGAUGAGCAUCAUAUUUUAUCGUACGAAUUCCAUUCUUUCAUCUGUUUCCCUCUGCCGGUCCAGUCAUCUUUCUCUGGACUUCACAGGGAUUAUUAUAUAACUAUACUUUGUUUGUAAUUCAUGCACUAGCCAUGGUAACUUCUAUUCUUAUAUUCAAUGAUUGAAUAAGAAGGUUGUUGUAUACAUAA